AUGGAAUAUACCUGGUAUAAAGGAUCAUCAUCAGUAGCAACAGGAAAGACCUUCACACUGAACAAGAUCAGCUCUGUGAACAGUGGAGAAUACAAGUAUCCUCCAAAAAGAAUCUCAGUGUCCAUCAGUCCCUCUGGUGAAAUAGUGGAGGGCAGUUCAGUGACUCUGACCUGCAGCAGUGAUGGAAACUCACCUGUACAGAAAUACACCUGGUUUAAAGAUGGUGGAAGCUCACCUGUAGGAUCUGGACACAGUUACAGCUUUACCUUGGACUCUGAAAGCAGUGGUCAGUACUACUGUGAGGUUCAGGAUGAACACGGAUCUAAAAGAUCAGAAGCAGUGCUGCUUAAUUUUAAAGGGAAUCCCAAUAUUACCCGUUACGUGAUUGUUGUAGUUGUGAUUGGGUGUGUAGGGUGGAUCCUUUUUCUUGUCAUUUUUUUUAUAAGGAGAAAGCGAAGAGGUCCUGUAGCAGAGCAAUCCAAACCAAAACAGAAAAACAUCUACAGCAGUGUUGCAGUGGACGAUACUACAAAUGACCCACCACCAGAUGCAGCCAAUCAAGAUGAUGGUUUUUAUGCUAGAGUACAACUCCCCAGACCAAAGAAACCAACAACCAAAGAGCGCUCUGCAGUUUCCUACGAGGAGGUUCAGUACAGUACCAUCCAGCCCCAUGGUCAAGAGGUGAAGAAGACUGGAGAAGAUGAUGUACAGUAUGCUAGUGUCAGCUUUUCCCGUACUGUUCCGUCCAACUGGUCUGCUGCAGCCGUGGAUCCCUCUGUGAUCUACAGCAGGGUGAAGUAAACAAAUCUGAAAAUCUGUAGAUCUGUGUACGACCCAUGCUAGACCCAUGAAUUUAAGAUUGUGAUGGUGGACCAGCUUGGACAGCUGGGUAGACCAUCUAAAAACCAUAAAACUCAAACAGAAGCAAGCUAUGCUAGUCAAAAUGUUAAUCAGCCAGUUUAUCCAGCUUUUAAUUUUAACAGAUGUUUCCAAAUUUAAACAGUAUUACACAGUGCCUACUACUGGUGACUUUGGGAACUGCUUAUGUUGGCAUUCCCUGCCGCUAUGCUGUUACGUCAUUUAAGCAUUAGCUUCAAGUUAGCAUUUUUCUAGUUACUACCUUAAACAAUCUCGAAAUUCAGAGGAUCCAGUGAUAUUUAGGAGAAAAAUGUACACAGAAUAAAACAUUCAGGGUUCUGCACAUUAUUUGCCACAGAAUGUGCUAGAGGCCAGUUUUUGAAAAGCCCAUUAAUUUUUUCCAUUGACAUGAAUCGCCAAGACACGAAACCCCAAAUAUAGACGCCGACUACAAAAUGACGACACAACUUUAGUAGUCUAUAACUUUUUAACCAGUUACUGUAUCCUUUUAAAACAGCCCAGGGAAUCUUGCACUUAUUUUCUGCCCAUUUCUGACUGCUUUCAACGUUAAUUCAGAGACGUGUGUGAGGUUACUUGUCCAUUUAAACUCGUGGAUAUUCUGCCAGUUUCCUUGCUGCUUUAAAACUUCUGGUUUAAGAGUGUACCCCCAAUCCUCGAUUUCAUUUAAACAUGGCCGCGGAGUGAAUAAGAUACAUAAAGACCUUUAUUAAAUGUUUAAUAAAUGUGUAUAAAAGGUUGCUGUUUUUUUUAAUGCAUUUUCAUCCUAUUUUUCAUCAUAUUGUUUAUACUUUACGUGUAUUCUAAUUUUGCAUAUGUUAAUUACAGUAGUAUUAAUGAAUACCAGUUUUUUAUUGAGUUUCGUAAACAAGCGUAUCCUCAUUUAAACUUAACUAUGAAAGCUUAAAGAGCGCCUAAUACUGGUGACAUUGGGAACUG
Molecule: messenger RNA, 1815 nt
Organism: Astyanax mexicanus (Mexican tetra)
Lineage: Eukaryota; Metazoa; Chordata; Actinopteri; Characiformes; Acestrorhamphidae
Product: B-cell receptor CD22-like
Exons: 6
Coding region: 1-801 (266 amino acids)
Source: RefSeq, a predicted model, not a curated record